CUUAAAACACGUUUCAUUCUCUGGUUUUGUCAAAUUGAAAUGAAUGGAGUGAUAGAAAAACGACAAUUUUAUUUGAAAAAUAGACAAAAAGAAUUUGAGUGAAAUAUUAUAGGUUUUAAGAAUUCAUUUAAUUGAAUUUCAUGAAAAGUCAUUGGGCAUAGACUUUUGGAGGUUUCUUGCUGCAGCAUUCAUAUCGAAGUGUUGCAGACUCUUAUUAUUUAGCUUUGCCAUAAAGAAUAAUCUGAUAUAUUCAAAAGGGUGAAACACAGAAAAAAUGAAAAAUCGUGAGAGAAGUGUCAGGCAGUACAACAAAUCUGAACUUCCACGCCUUCGUUGGACACCUCAACUCCAUCACCACUUUGUUCAAGCUAUUGAAAGCCUUGGUGGAAAACACAAGGCAACUCCGAAGAGAAUUCUGCAGCAGAUGCAUGUGAGAGGGCUCAAGAUCGCUCACAUCAAAAGCCAUCUUCAGAUGUACAGAAACAUGAAAGGCUAUGCCAAGAAAUGUGCAGAUGAGUUGAUGGAAGGAAAUGUAAAGGAUUUCAAAGUAUGCUCCAUUUGUCCAACCCAAAGAAUAAUGAAGAAGGUGGAACUUCAGCUCUUAGACAACAAAAAAGGACUUUCACAAAGCAACGAAGAAACUGAUUAUGAUCUAAACCAGGUAUUAUAUCACUUUCCAUCUCCCUAAUAUUUUACGACUUUUAAUUAUAUGAAGAAAAAAAACAUCAUGUAAUGUCUCGAAAACCUAUGUUCUUGUCUUCACAAUUAAGCAAUCCACUGUUCUUCAUCUGCAAGCAUUUUUUUUUAUGCGUAUAUAUUAAAAUUUUAAUACUAAACAUUUCGACAGGGAUAAUAAUUUUCAUUUAGACUGCUUUAACUAUGACUCUGAUAUCAUGUUAGAGGUAAACUUUAAGUUUAACUCAACCUCACAAAACCGAUUUGUAGGGUAAGGUUUACACCCACUUAUAAACUAUGAAAUAUCUUUAUCUCUAACCGAUGUGAAACUUCCAACAAUUAUUAGGUAAAAUAUUUAGCAUACUGUUGAAAAGAAAAGGAGAUGUUGAUAAAAUGAAUAUUAUUGAUAUAUUUUAUAUAUUGGUAAAAAUAUUGCACGAAGCUGAGUCAACUUCAUGGUUGGUUAGAGAUGAUGGGUCAAAUGAAGAAGAAAAUGUUCCUAAUCUAUUAUUUUCCUUCAGCACACCACUAAUUUCUAUGAUGAAAAGUGAGAAUAGCAAAGACAUGAUGCAUUUUUCCUCAUCAACUGCACCACCUAAUCAUUCUAUCGAUUCUAGUUAUACACCUUCCUUUGGAAAUACUUAUAUUAACUUAGACCUAGCAAUAUGAAUAUGUCAAUUCUAAUUUUAUUUACUUCAUUAUACAGGUGCGAACACACUAGUUAAUUACUGUUAACAAUUUAGGUUGAUAACUUAGUUGAUUAUUAUAUUCUUUAUUACAAGUUAGCUAGUCUUGUUAGCCUUAAUAAAAAGGUUAUCUUUCUUCUUCUGUAUAAUAAUUAUAGUCAUUAUGUUACCAGAAUCUAAACCAUGAUUAUUAAUUGGCGAAAAAAAAUCUAACAGUAUGAUUCAUCGGGCAGAGCUGGGGCAACUUUAUUCUUCAUUUGCAUCAAGCCCUAGGGUUUAUUGAAAUUCAUUCACUUGCAUUAUGCCUUUUCUUCUUUAACACCAUGAUCAUAUAAUUUAUCACUUUUCACUCAUUUCUUAUUCGUAAUUCUUUUCUAGGAGUUGUCACACAUUGUAAAUGAAUGAUAAUUUCAUAAAGUCUCAAUUACCUUUAUUCCUUGUAAAUACUUUUUUUUUUCAAAGAGUAUGUGUUUAAUAGGUAACAGAAAAGUAAAACUAUGCAAUUCAUGUUUGGAAAUAAUUGUUUAAAUAAGUACAUAAGAUUUUGAAAUCCAUUCCAUAAAAUAAAAAUUCAUUU
Messenger RNA from Vigna angularis (adzuki bean), 1938 nucleotides. RefSeq names its product probable transcription factor KAN4. The transcript is spliced from 4 exons. Lineage: Eukaryota; Viridiplantae; Streptophyta; Magnoliopsida; Fabales; Fabaceae. Bases 275 to 688 code for a protein of 137 amino acids. The record is from RefSeq and is a predicted model, not a curated record. Gene Ontology annotation, molecular function: DNA-binding transcription factor activity; DNA binding.